This is a messenger RNA of Austrofundulus limnaeus, 469 nucleotides long. Its product is annotated as dual specificity protein phosphatase 22-A. Gene Ontology annotation, biological process: signal transduction; protein dephosphorylation. Gene Ontology annotation, cellular component: cytosol. Gene Ontology annotation, molecular function: protein tyrosine phosphatase activity. NCBI's taxonomy places the organism in Eukaryota, Metazoa, Chordata, Actinopteri, Cyprinodontiformes, Rivulidae. The record is from RefSeq and is a predicted model, not a curated record.
AGCACGGCUGCUCCGUCCAAACAAUCCGGAAGAUGAUAGCGUGACGUGACGGAACUGUCGACAGAUUGAAGUCUGAAAUUAACGCGGCCGCAGCAGAAUUAACAAAUGAACCUAACGAUAUUGUUCGMAAUAAGAUAAAUUUAGCAACAGUCAGCUGUUUUCUUUUUUUUAAAGGUUGGAGCUAACUCCUGGUUCGCAUUUUGGACUUCAUGGUAAUAUCGCAGCCGUUUUUUCACCUUUGUGAAGAAGUGUAGCUCACCUUAAAGUAGUUGAAAGGCAUCAUGGGAAAUGGUAUGAAUAAGGUUAUUGAUGGGCUCUACCUUGGGAACAUAAGAGAUUCUGAAAACAGAGAAAGUCUGUCCAAAAACGGUAUCACCCACAUCCUGUCCGUGUACAACAAUGCCAAGCCAAUGUUCGAGGACAUGACAUAUCUUUGUAUUCAUGCUGCUGAUGCUUCCAGUCAAAACCU